CUCCCGGCUAUAUCCCUGCAACUCUCUGGAUUCAGCUUCCUCCUCUGAAAAUGGGGAUGUGAGCCCUGGCUUCCGAGGAUCCAAAGAGGAAGCUGCGGCCGUGACUAUCCCAUUUCUGUCUGUCUUCCUCCUGCCUGGCUCACGUGGCUCCUGCCCUCCUACGUGGCUUGGGGUGGUCAUGGACACAGGCCAGAGAACUGGCCCAAGCAAUCCUGGUGACAAAGAAGGGGACCUUCAAGUGCUGUGGCAGGAACUCCACCAGCUCCAGGCUAGGCAGAAGAAGCUCAAGAGAGAGAUCGAGAAGCACAAGCUUUUUGAAGACUAUCUGAUUGAGGUCCUUGAGAAAAUCCCCGAGGGCUGCACGGGAUGGGAGGAGUCGGAGUUGGGGCUGGUGGAGGCCAUGGUGAAGCACUAUGGAAAGCUCAUCUCAGCCAGAGAGGACAUGCAGAUGCGCCUCGAUGCCUUCUCCCAGAUGAGCCAGGCCGUCCACCGGAGCCUGGAGUCGCUAGAGGAGGACCACAGGGCUCUUGUGCCGAGCCUCAAGAUCCGGCUGUGUCAGCUGCAGAAGAAGUGUCGCCGCAAGCAGGAGCAGUGGUGGCAGCUGCAGCAUGGCGUCACCUACCAGAAAGACACUGACUUUGACAUACACACACACGCCAGCAGCAGCUAUAACGAUCAGCUGCUCAGCUACAUGCAAAUAACCAUCAACAACAUGGCCCAGCAGUGCUGCCCCUCUGCUCACGGAGUGCCCAAGUGCAUGAGUCUCUUCUCCAAGCUCGAUCUGAUUAAGGUUCUUCAGUCCACGUUCACAGCCGUCCAAGGGUCCGUCGCAGUCCAUGAAGGCCUUUGGACGCAGAAGACAGCUACAGCUGUUGCGCACUGCGAACGUGGCAAUGGCCUCAUCAAGGUGAACGGGCGGCCCCUGGAGAUGAUCGAGCCGCGUACCCUCCAAUACAAGCUGCUGGAGCCAGUUCUGCUUCUUGGCAAGGAGCGAUUUGCUGGUGUGGAUAUCCGGCUCCGUGUGAAGGGUGGUGGUCAUGUAGCCCAGAUAUAUGCUAUCCGUCAGCCCAUCUCCAAAGCCCUGGUGGCCUCUUACAAGAAAUACGUGGAUGAGGCUUCCAAGAAGGAGAUCAAAGACAUCCUCAUCCAGUAUGACCAUACCCUGCUGGUAGCUGAUCCCUGGCGCUGUGAAUCCAAAAAGUUUGGAGGCCCUGGUGCCCGUGCUUGCUACCAGAAAUCCUACCAAUAAGCGCAUCCUGAUGAUCAAAGUUCACCUGUAUAAUAAAGUUCUUGAGGGAUUUUACUGUUCCAAGAAAAAAAAAAAGUCUUAUUU
Messenger RNA from Saimiri boliviensis boliviensis (Bolivian squirrel monkey), 1333 nucleotides. RefSeq names its product coiled-coil domain containing 197 (gene CCDC197). Gene Ontology annotation, cellular component: ribosome; cytosolic small ribosomal subunit. The record is from RefSeq and is a predicted model, not a curated record. NCBI's taxonomy places the organism in Eukaryota, Metazoa, Chordata, Mammalia, Primates, Cebidae. Gene Ontology annotation, biological process: translation; maturation of SSU-rRNA from tricistronic rRNA transcript (SSU-rRNA, 5.8S rRNA, LSU-rRNA). Gene Ontology annotation, molecular function: RNA binding; structural constituent of ribosome.